Spirometra erinaceieuropaei is the source of this 24737-nucleotide messenger RNA. NCBI's taxonomy places the organism in Eukaryota, Metazoa, Platyhelminthes, Cestoda, Diphyllobothriidea, Diphyllobothriidae. The record is from the annotation of a GenBank genome assembly.
AUGUGCGGUCCACCAGCAUUAAGACUGUUCAUGCUUGACUCCGCUGUGACUACUUUAAUUGGAUUAGCGCUGAUACUUUGUGUGAUAAGCCUUUCCGCGAGUCUUUCCUGGACAUUAUCAAGCUCUCCCGUCAGCACUUCCUGUGUGCACGAUUACGACUACAUCGGUAAUGCUAUUUAGCUGGAAAUAUUUGCUCUAGCGCUUAGACGUUAGAUCACUUACUCUACGGUAAAAUCUCCUUUAACAUCAGCAUAGUCUUUAAUGGACUUGAACGAUUUUUUACUUAAAAAACCAUAAUCUCUUCCAGUAUGGUCAGUGAAUAAAAGAACCUUAAGGCAAUACAAAAAAAUGAAUUGGACGCGUACGUUAUUCCUUUGCUUCAUGUGGUAUGUAUAGUUUGUGCUUUUAGAAGACGAGUAAAUUUCACUUAAGAAAAACCGGAUAGAGACACGUUUUAAUUAUGUCGUUUUCGGGCUUGUCUUUAGCUAGACUGUAAAAAAUACUACUCAUGCUCUGCACCUUUAUGCCUUAAAGUAGAUACUGUGUUGAAUGCACGAAAUCUUACCAUGAAUGCGGACUAUGUUGCAUAAUUCACGAUGGCCAUCAAUAAGCAGUUAACACAAUGCCAAAAGUAGUGGUAGUAAAUUGUACGUAUCUCCCCAUGGACUUUCGGUGGCCUUAUAAACUUAAGCGUAUUCUAUAAAAACCACGCAUUAUUCUACUCAUUUGGUUGCCAAAACUAGUCCUCUCUACAUUUUGUGACCGAAUAAAUAGUUCCUAUUUAUUUAUGAACUUUCUUGUUGUAGGAUCUUUAAGACCGUAAAAUUUCCAUUUAUACGGCAUUAUACUUGCCUGUUUAUCGAUGUCCAUCAUAAAAUAUACCAAAUAGUCCGCAUCCAUGGCAAGAUUUUGUAAACUCUCUUUAAUGGCCUAGGGUAACAUAUAACUGUUCUUUUGCGGCAAGUAUACACCGUCUAGACUGGAAUCGCUUAACAAUGGUGUAAAGGCUGAUUUGGCUCAAACGUUUUCGGGAAUUAAUACAGUUUUCAAAACCUAAAGACGCCCCGGCUCCGGGUACAACAUGCGCAGAUAAUGUGAUUUUCUGUCAAAUAUUGUUGGAUAAAGCAUACAUUUUCGUUUUUUAUAUGACAAAGUUAAAUUCAUAAGGUCAUUGAAAUUUAGUGCGAAAGAUGCACACUACUUUAGUAGCUAUUUAUUUCCACGUGACGUUUUUUAGGAGGUUGAACAAAAGGGCAUCUAAAUGCCAAUAUUUUGGUAAAUCUAAAAUAUUCUACUAUUAUUUCGUUUGUUAGUUAAUAUUACAACCUCACGUAAGGAAUCGAUCCUUAUGGAAGUCGCAUUCCAGAGUUUCGACUAACAGUCAUCGCAUUUACUUGGUAAUAUAAAGAGUUAAGUGGCAUGCAUAUAGUAUUUAUUAUGUUAAGUUACCUCACGUUUAUACUUUAGCAAAGAUUUUUUAAAAUGACGAAAUUGUUUUUUUUUCUUUAAGCCGCAUUUACCACAGUUCAGAGGUUUGCCAUUGUUGCUUGUGUGAGUUGCCUUAUCUCCUUCAUCCUCGGGGUGCUUCGUCUGCUUAUACAUCGGAUUGCGAAUCACAAGCGGUACAAGCACAUGUUCUUUUUCGUCCUCGGCAGCUCUUGUAAGUUUCCAGCGUUUACUAAUCUAAUGCUAUUGUUAUUAUUGUUUGUUAAGAUCACAAAUUAAUUUAAAAACGUCUUCAUCUAACAAGGUGUAAUUUUGACUGUUCCGACCUAUCUAGAGACAGGAAAAAAUUCCUUACGAAUAAGCUGAAACAAUGCGUUAGGCGUUUUGUUUUGGCAGGUAAAACUACUCCAUAUGACGCUAUCUGUACAACUUAAAAGCUGUUAAUUUUCCAUUUGUUUAAAUUACGCUGCACCCAACUUUUUCAGAAGUUUUCCCUAGACAGAAUGACAAAACGAAGUGAUCUACAUAUCACAAGCCCAUCUAAGCAAUCCCCACAUUAUUGGAAACUUGCACUCGUGGCGGCCACUUAAAUGCGUUUUCCGAUGCAAUAUACCAAACAAUGUGACUCAAUUAACAAUGCAUUAGAAAUCUCAUUAAACAUGGUUUCGACAACUCAUUUGCUAGAUUAUUCGUUGUGGCAAACUAACAUGGACUUUUAAACACAGUUUAUUAAGGUUUUUAAUUUAAUUAAAGGAACUAGCAUCAUUAUGCCAUCAAGUGUUUGAUGUGGCAAAACAUUUGCUCAAAUUAAUAUAGACGAUGCUUAGAGUAUUUCGAACUCAGGUUGAAAAGUCCCACAUGUGCAUGCCCCAAUAAAGAGAAUACGUAAUUAUUUCGACAUAAACUAACACCUGUAUAUCCGUAAUGAAAUUUGGAUCGCUGAGUUUAAAAGUCUUGAUUUUAACAAUGCCGUGGCUACUCCCCUAGCUCAAAUAUUUGUACGUAUAGUUGUUGAGUUAUGUGAAUAUUAAGGCAGAAUUGCAUUACCAACGAAGACGAGGAAGACUGAAAUGGCCGUUUCUGGCUUAUUAGUCGUCGCCAGCCAGUCGCAUCCCUGUACCAUUGUAUAUACACCACUGCAACCGACAGGAAAACGAGCUGGCUUCCUAAUGGCUAGAAAAGUUGGACUUCUAGCCAACAGGUUACAAAAUCGAGCCCCAGGUCUUUCACAAAUCGGGAUUGGAUGUAACUGGCUGACGACGGCCAAUAAGCCAGAAAUGACCACUCCAGUCUCCUUUGUCUUUGUCGGUAGUUUUAUUUUGCAUAUAGUGCGUGCCAUCCUACUGCGGUCGUUUAGGCUUGAGAGGAAGUCUCAAGGCACAAGUGGAGGAAGGAGUUCUGCAAAACGAUCGCUGAGCACCAUACUACCAUUAUAUAUAUGCAACAAUUUGCGAAAUGAAAAGCAGGGGCUUUAAUCGUAAAAACAAUAACUUUCCUUGCUCGGCCUUUCGGAUUUUUGCUCGAACCCAUUAUUUGGACAGCCAUAGGUAAGAGUAGUGGACGUACAUGGGUGUAGUAUAUAUGAAUAUACAAAAAGUGUAUUGCACACAUAUUCGUUGGUAAUUGCUCUACACGCACCUGUUUACCACGAUUAAAAGCCACCUAGUCUGUCACGGUGGUUAUAAUUGGUGCAAUCAUUGUUCAUCUACAUCCCUAUCGAUACUUGACGCAGUAGGGACACUGGUAUUGAUUAAUGACGUGAAAAUUACUAGCCAAUUCCUCUCGUUAAUACCUUUACUGUAUUCGGCUUCCACGUGCGCUCCGUCUAGAUGGAUUUUCAACGCUGUAUGGAAAGGACGGUCAUUGCACUUGCCAGUCGAUUGCCUAACGGAUGCCCAUAAUUGGCAUGGUGGUCACCCUUCGCUAGUACUUUGUAAUCGUCGGACUAGAAGAUGUAACUGGAGGUUGUCAAGUAAACUGUGACUUGAGAGCUGGCGUAAUUUCUUCUUACUGCUGCAGCAUGUUGGGCUAUCUGCGUCCGGGGCAAUCUGCCGUUCCUCCGACGUAAUUGCAUUUUCAGCAACUACACUAAACAUGUUAAAUGGUUCUAGACUAUCCUCACUCCGGUGGUGGAAUAUUUAGCCUCAUUACUUGUUGACUGAUAUUUGCCUCUGGUAAGUGUGGAACUCCAACUCCAAGUGGUUUCUGAAAGCGGCAAGCGUCUUCUGAGACGUUCUUACAUAUAAGAACGCAUGCCAAGAGUUUUGAAAAGAUGUAGCCAAGCCUCUUCUUUCCUUUGCUCAUGCAGCUGCCGAAGAGUCUGCGCGAAUUGUCAUUCGUCCUAAGUGGGCCUGUGGUUUUAUAAGGGCAGCCAUAACUGAUUCAAAAACGUAAGGGCUCCAGAUGAUCGCACAUGCUGCUAUCGAAAGGCAGAUGCAAAGCUCGAGUGGCUCCUCCUGUUCCAAUUGCAGUCCAGUCCCAGAAGGACAUAAUAUGAAAAUCGACCACCGGUUUCUACUAGACCGGAUAUAACGUUUUGUUGAAAUUCUGCUCUGGAAGACUGGAAACACUUCAUCUUAAAAGCGUUUUGCACAAAUGACAAUUUUAAGACAAGCAUAGGCUUGCUUUCGUAGUAAGAUAUCAGCAUAAUUAUAGGCGCUCUUAGCUUAAUAUGUUAGGUAAUCAUGCAAAGCUUUCAUCGUCCUUAGAAACGUAAAUGGCACGUAUGGUUGAAACCCUAAAAUAGCUAACAGGGCCGUUUGAGUUCUCGAGUAUCUGGCCAUUAAUAACUUCUCCUCCUAUUAGGACGACCAAAUAAUUAUCUGUAUAUAGUUUCCAUCAGCUGGAGAGACAUUUGGGAGAGCAUGCAAGUCUUUCUGAAAAAUGCACACUGGUAUCUGGGAGUAGGCCAAGGCGGAACUCAAUGUUUCAGCGUAUGGAACUUUAACAGGGAUACUGUUCUGUCUCUGAUACUUUUUCAAGCUCACCAAAGUCCUCUCUCAUGAGCUUCUUGCGCUCGGACACGCACUACAUGCAGAAAUGCAAAAGAGAGCAUAUUAUCAGAAAUAAGAUUAUCAUGUUCAGCAAACCCUGGGAGAAACAAUCUGCGUAUUUUGACCCAAGUAACAAACUACUCCUUCAGACCGUGCGCGUGUAAAUGUGCAGCCGCUCAACUGCGUUAGGUACAUCAAGUGAAACUUUUGUUGACAAAGAUAUCUAGGAUUCUCUAAAUCCGCAUGGUUGACAUUUCGUCGUCAAUGAUAAAGACUGUGUGGCUGAAAGUAUCGCACAGCUUCUGCUGCAAAAGCAGUUCACCUGUGUUUUAUAUUUCAGUAACACCGGUAGUUGAUAUCGGUACCCCAAGAACAGAGGCCAGAAAGACGUCAGAUAUCAACUUCACAUAUUUCCAAUUCUAGUCACGUAUUCUAAACAGGAAAGAGAGAAAAAAUGUUGAUUAUGCAGAAUUCCGCAGCUAUUUACAAUAGGAUGAUUCCAGAAAAUUAUGACAGCACUUUUCUCAAACUCGGAGGGCGUCAGUAGAGAGAUAUUAACAAUGUCCGCAAGGAUUUAAGUCCCUGAGUUUCUGACAGGAAUAAAUUCUGACUAAUUCCGCCUGGUUGGGGGAAGUGGCUAAGUACCUGUCUUUACUGACGUUGUAUUGCACUAGCAUUAAAAUGUCAGCGAGAUUAUUGCAGCCUUUAACACUAACUGGCAGCAUGAAGUAGAGCGUUGGGACAGUCGGUACUCGUGGAGGAACGCUGUGCCGUUUGUAUACAAUAUUGUCCUAUUUUAGGGAUAACUCCGCUUUCAAAGGGAUACGCGAAAAUGUAGAACAUGAUCAAUGAUUGCUAGAUCUAAGCGCGGACUGCGCAGUCAACUACGACGUAUACACAAGCCUAAAACUGACAGUUUGACCUCUUGAGUGAAAAAACGCUUCGUUAUCGAACAUUGUGCAAAUACAUCUCAAAGGCCAUCAUUUGCUGUUUUUAUAUUAGUAAACAUUACGUCACAUGUUUUACGGGCAUAAUCCCAUACGUAUAUUUCAGUAUAGCUUAACAUUAACUAUUUCUGUUAUUCGCGUGUGUCUUUAGGGCAAACCUAAGGCUGUAACCGAGCUCCGUACACAAGUUAAUAGUAGUUAUUUGUUUCAAAGGGUUCUAAAUGUGAAAAUCGUCUCCCAGCACAUUCAAUGCAUCAAAUUUGAAGACGGUUCCUACUGUGAGAGUUCCACCGUCGUCUUUGACGAUGUCCCCCAUGUACCACACAGAAGGGUGAGAACAGGAACGGUGACAUGUGCGUGGAUUAGUUUGUAGUGAUAGAACACUUGCCCCGCAUCUACCGCACUCUCUCCUACCUCACCUGUUCCCGGCGUCAAGACAACGUCAAGAAUACCGGCCACCGGAGCGGACGUAGGUGGCUAGCACGAAGUAAACCCGCACCCGGGCGUACCACCACACUCCUUGGUCCACAGCGUGUACUGACCAAGAUUUCACACACAAAACGGGAAGAUGGUGCGUCUCGAAUCCCACGAAGUUGGCGUGCCACAGAGGUCACAUAAAGAAGGAACCACUGCAACCUUACCCGCGGACCGCCAGUUUUCCAAUCCACUGAGUCGACUGCAUAUCCCGCGUUAUUCCGUCAGUUGUGAACCUUCCAAGCCACGGCUUUAGCGCGCAAUGAUGCACUCAGGGCUGUCAGAUUGUUUAUAAUGAGGAAAAAUGCGCUGAGCCAUCGACCUCACUCUUUGAUACCACUCUACGAGCUGGUCACUUGUCUGGUGCAGUGAAUGAAUGCAGUGAUUGGCACACAUGUCACAUACACGUCCCAACCACCCGAAAACAAGCACCAGGAUAUUACAGCUAAGGGGAUGUGCGGCAGUCAUCUCACAUACGUGAGGGUUCAUGUGGUCGUGUCAAGAAGGGCCGUUCGAACCUGAUUCCAGCUCCACUAGCCAGGCACUCCGCAAAAACCCAGACUGAGCUGACUGAAAGGCCUAAUUUCUAUCAUCAUUCGGCGGCCUUCCAAGCCGGAACAGUUGGCACACCGCGACAGUCUCAGGUUCAGAUCACACAUGCAGCAGAGGAGCCACAUAGAGAAGCAGCCGAAAAACACAAUUCGCACUUAAGUAAGUGGUGCCAAUUGCGUGCUUGUGUUGUGGGAUCUUGGGUGUCGUUAUGUAUAGUAUAUGUGCCGGUUAGGAGGAGUAAGAUGGAAUGACUUAGCUGGCGGCGUUCUACCGCAGAUUUUCGUGAAUGCGCAUGUGGCCUAAUAGGCCCAUGUGGCGGCUGAAUGUGCCUGGCUAUUGUCCGCAGUGAGAGCGACGGUGUCUAGUAUAUUCCGGCGUUCCAGGUAUUGGUUUGUCAGUCUCUGUGCGUUGGAUUCGCAGGUGACCGACCAUUUCCUAGUGUCGGAAUGCCAACUACCCCUGGCUUGCGUAGUUAAAGACACUUUUAUUAAAACGCAUUAGGAUGCGUUGGUUAGCAAUGCAGUUUCACUCGUGGGAUAACAAUGACAUUUUGGAAUACUUGGAAGAUCUUCAAACGAUCGGUAGUAGGGUUCUCCAAAUAGAACGAAAGUUGCGCAGCAUGUUCCUCUUUCUAGGCACUCAUGCAUGCAAGGCAAAUCGCCGCAAAACAAACUAUGAGUGACAGCAAGAAGAGAGCGUUGCAGUGGUGACAGCGGGGUCCAGAAAAAUUUGGGCCGAAAAAUGACAGCGAGUUAAUACUGCGCAUUUAACCACUCGGGCUUGGCGUUUGUAAAUCGUGAUUAAUAUCUGCUAGAGAAUUUCACAGAAGCCAAGUUGACUUUAGAAAAAUUGAAUUAUAGAAACAUUAAGCCAGCGCACCUAAAGUAUUUUCAAAAAGGCAAUCAAAGCGCCGCAGACAAGCACAAAACCAGGCCUGCGCAUUUAUGUUCAUUAGACAACAGUGAAGAAAAAGUUAUCUUCUCGAACGUUGUUUAACUUUUCUAUUUUUAAAAGCCUGCCUGUCUGCCUCCAAGUAAAAUCGAAGUUCUUUAACGGUCGACUCUCUUGCAAGACAAGCACAUGAGCAUGACUUGCUAAGCACUGAUUCUAGCCAAGAAAACAGAAGCUAAGUAGGAAUCGGCGUCGUUGCUGAGGCGACUGUUUGAGAGGUACAAACCUAAGUUAUGGGCAAGUCAAAUUGACGGCACCUCCAUAAUCAUCGAUCAGGACAAAAUUGAGUAAUACGCGGAGCAAGUGAACUCAAUCAUCCCCAUCGAACACGCACCAAAUGCUCAGUUACAACAGCAGCCACCGACUGCAGCACAGACGAAGCUGUGUAGGCACGCUAUACUGACGGGGAGAAACUCAUUGCAGGACGCCAGCCGGCCAAACUGGACGAAAUGAAGCUUUUUCGAGAACUCUGUAAAACCAUCAGCUAUCCUUAAGCAUUCGCUGAACCCAGCCUAAGGCAACGAAGAACGCGAUACGAAGAACAUAGUCAGCCAAAAUUGUAGCGGGGCAUUCCGUACAUGAAGGGGGUCUCCGGAGCUGCGGUUAGAUCCCUAGUGCUACGCGAAGUAGGAGUUGGCCACAAGCCUGACUUAACAAUUCACCGACAAAUGAUGCGGCUAAAAGACUCGAUCCCUAAGGGGGAGGUCUAGGCCGUUUUUCUACCGACUUCAGUGCAGCUGUUGGAUAUACAAAUAUAUUGGAGUAACCGACCGAUGGUUGCAAACGCGAAUGCACGAGUGCAGGUUGGUUGUGCGAAGGUUGGGCCCAAAUUCUGAGGUAGCAACGCACGCCCCACAAAUUUGACAAGUCUUUAACUUUGACGUGGAUGGGAUAUUUGGCCGAGGCGGUGAUCAUACGGCAAGGCGGGUACAAAAAGCCUAAACGCCCAUUGACUGCUCUAUCUACCGCCACAUUAAUUUGUCUUUCUCCUAUCCAAUUUUAAGAACUUUCUUGAUGUGGAACAGUGACGGUGCGGGACAAUCGGGGCCAGUGAGAGCAGGGGUGACUCAGGUCAUGGUGGCAUUCGGGUCGGAUGCAGCCGCACAGACGGCCUUGACCGGCCACGCACCAAACAAAGCCCUAUAAGAAAACUGCGGGAAUAACUUCCUACUCUCUGAAGAUGGGUGGAAGUAGUGACUACUGGUAACGUCAGAUCAGUAAAAAGCGUCUCCUCCACUUUUGAUGCCUGGUUAGUGUCCGGGCGCAUUUGCAAAACCACAUACAAAUUAGGUACGCUACCAACUUUUAUCUCGGUCUCUUGCAUGAAGCAUGCUUUGUCGGUGGGUUGUGCCAAUACGCUGUGGAGACCACAUGUAUGUAGUGACACGUGAUGCAGACCGACAUGGCGAUAAAUCCGUCUCAUCCAAUCGUUGGUAUUCUUGGGGAGUUUAUUCAUCUUCCGCAGCAUUGCUUUUAGGUUUUUAUGCCGUACGGACUGCGUAGAUUAGAGGACUUCAGACCAAUCGAAAGUCCUUCCACCGACUUUUUUUAAAAGAGAAGUCACAAAAAUCAUAAUGCCUUAGCACAAAUUGUUACUGAACGCAGAUGAAAAAUGGGUUGAAAAUCGCAUAAAAAUAUGCCUGCUUUUGUUGGCAUGACAUUUCGUGCAAUAAUUGAUAUUUGUCACGCGACCCCUGAGGAAAACUCGCUUUCCAUACGAACCGGAAAUGCGCAAUCUCGUUCAGAAUUGAUGAUAUAUUGCUCCACACCACUACCCUGUGGCUAUGAAUAGAACUCUUGUGCCCAUCGAAAUCCAGUGACAGGCAGAAGUAGAGUGGUAAGGUAGCCUAUGUAAAAAGCACUGUGAAAAAUAGCAACGGGAGUGUAAACGACUUACUUACCAAAUGACCAUGACCAAGUCGAAUUUAUGAGCAUGUACAAAAGAUGAGACGACAUUAUUUACCAAGCGUGACAGGUCAUCGAAUAAGUGCUGAGUUGAAAAGGUAAACGUUUCCCUCCGACUUUGAGAUAUAUUACAAUGAACAGUGUCGCCUAAUUCCUCUCAUGAGAUAUUUGACGGCAGCAGUUGCGAUAACUUUAUGUGCAGGUGAUCUGAUGAUGGCAUUUUGGGAUUUCAGACCUUUCGACAAAGUCUGUGAGUAUCAGCCAGCUGUCUUAUAUUUUGGUACUAAAAACUGCAGUUUACGAUUGCUUACUUGGGCGUUCAAAUAGAAAUGUUAAUGUUUUAUGAGCGAGAUUUUAAAUACUGUUACCGACGGCAUACGGUUUUCAUAAACUUUCAUGCCUACGAAUUGUCCCAUUUGACUGCAAAAUGCAAGUUACAUCAGUCUGAAUGGAUUUUAUUGUCUGCCUCGUCGUUUUUAUUUAAAAAAUCUAUUUCGUGAUCUUUUGGUCAUUGAAGGAGCUCGAUGAAGUUGAUGCGCUUAUGGUGUAACAGCCGGUAGAGUAGAUGUGCUAAUUCUUGAAAUGUUACCUUAAAUCCUGAAAUGCGCUUUCGAAUCUAAAAGACCACUUAAGUCGCGAUGUAAUAUUAAUUAUCAUGUAGUAUAAUCCCAAAAUAUUCAGUCACUUCAGGAUGCCGGAUUUUUGACCAAUUGUGCUCAGGCCGACUGAAACAAUACACUGUAAAAAUGCGUACUUAAUAAGUAUGAGUGUUUUCAUUGAUUUUCGAUGCCAUAUAAAUUCAAAUAUACUUUAUAAAAAACAGGCACAGGAAUAUUCGUUCUCGUACUCACUUGAUAGAAAAUAACGUCUUCAGAUUGUUUACUUGACGGGAGGAUAUAAGUUUUUUAUGACUGCAGAGUGCCCGUUUAUGAAACUUCGUGUCUCCGUAUUUACUGAUGUUGCUUGUAAAGCUUACUUUAUGGCUCAAAUUCACCGUCAAAUUUUAUGCACCACAAACAGUCUCCCAUUUAUAGUGUUUACCUAUAUAUGAUUUUCCGUAGACGUAAAAUACACAAAUUUCAGUUUGAAAAUCUUGGAAGCAAGUGUAAUGGCAUUUUGGGUUUAAAAUUAUUCAGGAAUUGGAAAAGAUUUUGUAGCUGAAUGAUACCCUGCCUCAAGCAAAAAGUUUGAAGAAGACGUAAUUUUAUACCAGAGGAGUAAAAGAGGUAAGAGGGGAAUAUUGUUGAAUUUCUAACGGCAUCAAAAUCAAUGAGACAUUCGUAUUAAAUAAGAAGUCACUAUUACCGUGUAUAGUUCUUACAGGCUGUUUGAAAGACGUUUAUUCAAAAGCCGCUAUCCUGAAGUAACUGAAGUACCUUAGGAGUACGCAGCAAGUUGGUUAAUAUCAUUGCCCUACUUAAGCAAUUUUUCAAAUAGAAAGCACAUUUCAGAAUUUCGAUUACUACUUCAUGCGUUAGCGCAUCUAAAUGUACGUCAAAUGCACGAGUGUUGAGGACACUGAGAAUAAUAGCUUCAAAAAGCAUAAUAAACACUGCUGGCAUAAUGUAGUCCAUACUAUAGGCUUAGUCGUCUAAAGCGAAAGAUCAGUUAAUAAUCCUAACAAGGUACCGGUGUACGUAGCUAUCCAAUGUUUGCGUUACAUGAUGGAUCUUCCUGACUGACUGCAAGUCCAAAAUUUUUUUCUGGUAAAUUUUGUUGGAAAACGAAGGAGCCAUGCUCAAACUGUGUGGAAGGGAAUUGCAAUUGAGAGAUUCGAAAUCUACAAAUUAAUUUUCUGAUCGAACUGUUCUUUGUGAAAGUGCAUCACAAGCAACGAGCAUGUGGAUAAACUGUAUGUGUACUACAUUUUUCGGUUGAAAUCUUCUUUCAGUGAUAUCAUUCAGAUGGGCGUAACAUUUCUGUCAGAGUGUUGGGCACACAUGAGCCAUCCUGGAGAAUAUCCCUUGUGAUAUCUGCAACUUUUGUUAUUAGUGCGUUUCCAUUUGAAAGUACAUGGUAUUCUUUUUUCACUUUAGUUGCAAUCUGUAAUAACGUUAACUUGAUGCAGUCAUCGUAAUUUAUUCUCUACCCUGAUAUUCUUGAGUUUACAACAAAUAAUUACAAAGUAUACAAAUUUAUCCUGAUUAUUUUGAGUAUUUUAAUGUAUCGGUUCGACACGGACACCAGUCGCGCGUUCAGCAAAAACAAGGUGCGGCUCCUAGAGGGUUCAGCUUUAAAGAUCAAGAAGGCUACUCCGAUGGCAAAUGAGCAAAAAAAUGCGUAACAGAGAGACGGGACUUAGCAAACCAAUGCAAAUGCUGAUGCGUUUCCAUGAAACGGUUCGUGAAAAAUCGAAUUUCGUGCUUUCCACAAAACGGAGUUUUUGAGUUGGAAUAUUAACCUAAAGAACGAGCUCCAAGAGGUUAAAUUGAGUACUCCAUAGGGUACUUUCAUUUUUAGUUCCACGGGAAGUAAUAAAUAUUGAAAGAAUGCUUAAGCUGAUUCUGUGCUUUUUUGAUUUAAACUUGGCAGACGGUUGUCGUGAAUUUCACUUGAAAUCCGCAUGUUAUUCUAUGCUAAACAACAGGUAUCUCGAUUGUGUAAUUGCAUUUGCAUGCGGAAGAUCUGAAGUACUUUAUCUGGUUCACGCUGCCUGGGUUGUAUGAUUUACGUUGUAUGAAGUCUUGUUAAUAAGUGAAAAACAAGGUUGGUUGAACAUCGAAACAUUUUGCUUAUUGUUCUGAGCUUUCGAACUUAUGUGAGAGCCAGACUGAUUAAUCAGUUGACUGAGUUCUCGUCCGAGCUUCGAACUUCAGUCAAUUCUCUGCGUGUUUUGUUUUCAGGGUAGUCGACUAUUUUGGUGACUGUGAAGGUAAAAAUCAUGAGCAGUUUUAAAGCUGUGGGCGGUCACUUGUGACAAUGCGUUGCCUGGUCGCACUGCCAGCUUAUGUUCGCGUAUGUGCGAUCCGAACAUUUGACCAGUCUGGCCGGUGUAGUUACAAGGACGGUUUUGGCACGAGAUGCGAUACACUAUACUUGAUUGUUCCUCAUCCUUUAAUCGGUCAUUAAUUUUCAUGAUCCUACUGCGCAUGGUGGCUUUGGAGAUGUGUGCAAUUGCAACAUCUAGCAUAGCAUCAAUGCGCUCGGUCGCUUCUGAAACGCUCUUGGUAUAACGCAUGGUGGUGUUGAUGUUUGGGCCCUCUGGGGUGAACAAGCAGGAAGAGACUUAUGAAUGCCUUCGAUAGUCAUUUUGCACAAAUCAGUCAUGACGGUGCUCGACCACCCUUCUUUUUUAGUUAUACAUGUACCUGGAACUUGAACUUUCGUUCUCAUACUUGUCAGUCUGCAAGCAUGUUUUGCCAUUUUCUAAACAGUUCGAAACAAAAGAGCUGAUUUUUUUAUCUAAAAAAUUCUUUUUGCGUAACUCUGUAUACGUAGAGGCGCCGAAAACAACUCUUCGUCUAUUAAAAAUGGAAAAAUUUCAUUAAGGUGUGUGCAUCUCGUCUGAACGUUAUUCCUGAACGCUUACUUAGCCUAUCCGUCUGUUCCUCAUGCGUCCAAGAUUGCAGACAGGAGGGGCAAAUGGGUCUUUCGAGUGCAUGACAAGGACAAAAUUAAAACUUGUGCAAAUAGUUGAGUGAAAAUCAGGUACACUCAGUCUAGCGAUACCAGAGGGUGCUACCCACAAAUAUCCAGUUUAUGCGCAUGCGUGGCGAACCGUGUAAUAAAUCUGUCAAAUCAUCCCCUCAUGUGGCAACAGUAUAUGAAUAAAAUUACUGUUUUAAACAUAUUAUCGACCAAUCAGCCAUUUUGUAUCUAACUGAAGACAGACCACGCGAUGGUCUAUUUAAGACGGUUCCUGUGUUCGAAUAAAAAGUAGUCUUGAAAGUGAUGUCUCUUUUGUCUAAAGUAACUACUGACACAGCCCUAGAUAAACAGGGGACGUUAGACUACUUAUCUGAAAGAUAAGAGUUGAUGCCUUAAGUAAUAGGACGUUGGCUUGUUCCUUGGAAUGCCCGAAUUUGAAUCACUCUCUAAGGACACAACAAUGCGUUUGUAUGCUGAUUGUUUAAUUUGUCCUAUCCCAAUGCCAUUAACCAGGUGGCUUACCUUUCAACUAUGACUGAAAGAAGACGUAUUAUCGAUGAAUUGGUACAGUAGAUGCGCUACCUCAUGAAAUGUCAACCAAAAUUUCGAAUUGCGUUCUCGUUUCAAAAAGAUAAAUUAAGUAGUGUUGUAAAACUAAUCAAGAUACAGCAUAACUCUAUAAUGAUCCAGUUACCUCAGAGUGUCGCCUUUCGAAAGAACUUAUUUUCGGCUGCAUGCAAAAUCUAUACCCUGCAAAAAGUAACUACUUAUUUAGUAUGCAAUUUUUUCAUUGAUUUUCGAUGCCCUUGAAAAUUCAAUUAUAUUUCAUGGAAAACAUGCAUAAAAAUAUUCAUUCUUUUCUUAUUCCAAUUUUAUACUCAAAAGAAGAGUAUAAUUCGUUUUUAAAAACUUUUCUAAUUCUUGAAUAAUUUUGAACCCGACCUGCUGUUACACUUGCAUUCAGAGUUUCAAAACUACAAGCUGUAUAUUUUCCGUGUACGGAAAACCAUGCAUUCUCCUAUGGUAUUAAGAGGCGAUUAUAUGGGGUUCAUAAAAUUAAGCAGUGAAUUUGAGCCAUAUUGUUAAACUUACAAGCCACAUUCGUUAAUGCAGAUAUAUGACGUUUCAUGAACGACCAUUUAACGGUAUUAAAAAAGCUCACAAUUAUAUUCUUCUUUUGAGUGUGAACUUUAAAGAAGACGUGGGUUUCUACCGAAUAAGUAAACGAAUGAAUAUUUUUAUGCAUGUUUUCCAUGAAAUAUAAGUAAAUUUUUAAGAUCAUCGAAAAUCAAUGGGAAAAUUGCAUACUAUUUAAGAAGUCAUUUUUUGCAGAGUAUAGAUCUUGCAUGCAGCCGAAAAUAAGUUCUUUAGAAAGCCGACACCCUGAGGUAACUGGACCAUUAUAUAUUUAUGCUGCAUCAUGAUUAGUUUUACAACUCUACUUAGGUUAUCUGUUUGAAACGAGAAGCAUUUCGAAAUUUUGGUUGACAUUUCAUGAGUUAGCACAUCUACUGUAAGUCGGCAUCAUAUUUCUACUAAAUGAUUUCAAAUUGUAGAUAAUGAGUUGACGCAGCUGUCCGAAAUACCUCUCUUUCAUCCAUUUGCGAUUUCUCGUUUGAAUACACUUUUAUUUUCUACAAUUAUAAGAGUUCCAAUAGGCAGAACAGUUAUCACGCAUUUUGGGCACUAAAUACAUCUAAGAAGUCACGUCUUUUUGUACUACUUUUGUUAUUCGACAAACUGCCAAUGAUUUUCUAGGCAAACCAACUUGUAAACGACAGGGAGCAAAGCGGCUAGCGUCUACUUUGGAGAAACACAUACUGUCCGCUGGCUUGUGUCCCGGCGUGUGAUCUCCAGUUCACAGAUUUUAAAUAAGUGCCUGCUAUCAUGCCCUAGAUUAACGUCGCAGCUAUGCAUGCUCCCUGCGUUUAGCAUUCAGGGCCGUGACCUCAAAUGUUUGACAUUAAUGGUCUCAGUCGGUUGCGUGACACAUACCAACAUCCGGAGGUAAAUAUUUAUAUAAAAUUAAGUGCACACACGACUUUUGCUUUGCGGCCCGUUGUGCGCCUGUAAAUGAUCUCUCGGGACACGUAUGAAUGACUUUCAUCUCGAAAAUGAAAUCAACGACAGGCUCUGAAAGAACCUACUGUUUAGUGUCAGAAUGACGGUAAGACUUCUAAGGACAUUCUAGUCGUUAGAUUACGUUACGACGAUAUCUAUUGACAUUUAGGCUGAACAUGUGUGAUCUUAUAAGGGCAGAAGAAGGGCCGAUCGUAUCAUGAGGCCUGGAAGGCGACGCAAAACGCAAGAUAAUACGAGUAAGAUUUUUUUUUAAAUCCUGCACGAAAAGUCCCGGCAAAAGAAUAAGUGCAGAUUUCCCUCUAAACACUAACGCACUGUUCGCCAGAUCACCAGAUUGAGCUCCAAUAUAUAGCGAAGGAGCAUGUUCUAUAACAUCUGAUCUGGGCACCCCUGGAACGAAGAUACAUGGUAAGCUAAGCAAAAACUUUUCAUUUCACCCAUACGUCAUUUAAGGUUCAUUUGCAGGCACAGUUUAAUAUGUAGGGGUCAAGCACAGUAUGCAACUCUCUGGAAAACGCAUAAUGGCUUUUAAAAUGUUAAAUACAAAAUGCAAAAUUAAGGAGAAUUUAUGUCAACUCUUUGGCACUGGUUAAAGAAGUACACACCCUGCUGGAGAAUUUUCGCAUCGCUAGGUUCAUCUAUUUUUGCGCUGUAAAAUCAAAUACGAAAAUGUGUAACUCGUAAUCAAUAAAUUCGUGGUGGUCCUUCCCCCAUUUGGAAGAUCUCUCUUCAUGAUUAACGAGAUUCUUUUAAGUUAAGUAGUGGCCGCUGGCAGCGACGGCUAAACAAACCAGAAUCAAAGAGCCAAACCGCGAGCAUGGAGCUGGUGUUCAGCCGGUCACUGUGACUUCCGAGUUUAUCCAGAUUAAUUUAUCUAUGAAGUGUUAUAAUACUGGGUUUUUCGCCAACUAUUCUGCGUUAUGUAAAUUACGGCUUUGCCGCUGCCUUCCAAUCCUUCUGCGACUUGCAUAACGUCCUGCCUGCUUCAUUGUUAUGCCUAGAGGCAUAGUUUUAGUUUAAGCUGCGGUUCAUAUCACAUUAGACUUUGGUGCACACCACUGAUUUUAUUGUUACGAUAAACAAUUAUAUUGAUUCUCGGAGAGACUGCAUUCACUGUUGCAGAUGAAUGACUGGAUAUUUCACAAAAACGUUCGUUUCAUUUGCAGCUAAACAUGCGCGCAUCUUCUUGCAAACGUUUCCAUCAGAGAAAGCACCGGUUUUAACGUCCUGCUUUGAAGUACGGUCGUUAAUCUUUAACGCCUAACUGACUAAAACCAUAGAUGUCGCAAGCUUGAGGCCGCAGUCUCGAACACUGACCACAGGCACCAUGCAUAUUUGUGACAUCAGUCUGGGCAGGAUAACGGACACUUAAGCAAAGUUUGUGCAAUCAACCCAUCGCACAAUAAGUGCACUUCCAGAUUAAACGGCAAACAUUUUUCUGUUUGUGAUGUCUUAAUUGUGCUCCUUAAUAAACUUUUGCAUUUUUGGAAGAAUAUUUAUGGUGCACUGAAAACCGAUUGUUCUAAUCGUAUUUGUUUGCCGACGUUUUUGAUAACGUCUCCUGCCUUGACUAAACAGGAUGCUCUUGUUAUGCAAUAAGGAUUAAAUAAUGAAUCGAAAAAAGCUAAACAAUUGAGCGGAAAUCAUCAGUCCGGUAUGACAAAUCCAAAUUUAUUCAGCUGAAACAUUAUUCAGCAACUAGAACGCUGACAAUGAGCCUCCGAUUAAACGUAAAUAAAAUGUUAGCCCCGCAGUUAACGGUACUUAGUUUUGAUCAGUAAUCAACCCUAUGCUCUUCUUGCAUAACUGUUCAUGAGAUAAAUCGAUUUUAUCGAAUGCAAAAACAGAGUCAACAUUCAGUACAGCCGGUUAACUGACAGUGUAGCGUCCAUGACUACAUACACGCAUCCUGUUCUACAAAUCAUCAAAAACAACUUUAUGAAAGCCCAGGAAUGUAGUUUCCGUAAAAUAUUUGGGGGCAAAAUCUCGCUUUUAACGCAUCUUUAUCGGCAUCGUAGCAUUUGGCACACAACAGUCGACCGUACACUGUAAAAAGCAAACGUCUGCUAAAAAUUAAUAAUAAUUACGCCACAAAGUGUAUGUCGUAGGUCUACCGGUUGGCUCCGUUAUAUGCCUGGGUUAUUUUGCUUCACAGCAGCGCACGUAACAUACAACCGCGUUUCAGCUUUCCGUAUAAAGAUACUACUUUCCAUGCCAUGAACGUCAAUACAAUGGGAUCGCUAUAAAAUCUAUUUUGGUAAUAUCUCACAUGCGGCCUUAAUCAGGAAAAUAAGCGCGUAUGUCUGAAAGGCGCACGCGCUGCAGCGCCACAACUCUCUGAUCACAGUCGGAGAAGAUUAUUACUGCCAUAAAAGCUUUCUUGCCGACAAAGCACGACGCGGAGAGAAUACUAAGCUCCAGUUUAAUUGGCGUCAUCAUUCAUAAAUUCCAUAUAUCCUCUGGAAACAGCAUCGUCUUGAGUCAUCAGACUGAUGUGCCGUUGCAAGACUGGAAAUUUUACUGUUUCGAAAAAUCUUACAAUCGGCCACUUUUUAAAGCUGUAAGAUUUUUUUGACUGGUAAAAAAUGUAAAGAAAACGUAAUCUGCUAUCAUGGGAUUACAAGAAAUAAUAUUUUCGUGCAUCUUCAUUAUAAGAUGUAAUGGAGUUCAAAUGGCCACCGAAAAGGAAUUUGCAGAAUCCCCCCUACCUAAGUAGUCAUUUUUGCAGGGUAUUGAUGUUUAGAACGAUGGAGAAGAAACUCAUUCAAAGGCUCAUAUGCUGCCGCGACUGGAAUAUCUUGUGAUUAUGACGCUAAAUAGGUAGUAUUGCAACAUUAUUUAGGUAAAAGUUUUUAACUAAAUGCACAUUUCAGCAUUUUGGUCGGCGCUUCUUGCGCCAGCACAUUAACUAUGCAGAGAGUGCCCCAAAAUUCUCAUGUUGGCGACGGGAAUGUGUAAUUUGUCUUGAGUCAUAGACCUCUACAGAAUACCCCUGAUUGCAUAUUAAACAAAUGAUGAAGAAAUGCUGCCUUUUGACAGAAUCACAGCUUUGUGUUCCGCUCCAUAUCUGAAAAUUACAACCCACAGAUCAAUUUCGAAUACUCCGUUUUUUAAUGAAAGCACACCUUCAAAAGUAAGUAAUUUAGGAGUUGCUCCUCUUCUACGCUAGACAAGCUUACUUCAUCUCAUGGGCACAAGCUGUGGUUUAGAGGCACAAAAAAUGCUAGUCCACAAUCCGGUAUGUAAAGUAUCUUUCGAACGUCAUUUUAACAGUCAUUUUUCUGGGAUCCUACUUGAAGGUUUGGUUCGUAAAUGAUUUCACUUUGCCGGGUACUGUUUGCGUGGUCCUUAUCCUAACCUUGAGUACAUAUUUGACGGUAACUUAAUUUCACUUCAGAAUUAACCGCGAUCGUUUUAAGUUUUCAUAGAAUUCUUAAUAGACAAAUAUUAUUACUCUUAUAAUUUUCAGCGUUAAUAUAAGGAUUUAAUUUAUUUGGACUGCCUGGUAUGAAUUGCAUGGAAAACCACUCACUUUUUCUUUGAUUUGCCAAAAUAAUUAAAAGGUUAGAUUCGGAAAACAGAAUUUUUCGAACCACAUUUUGCAAACUACCUUUAAAUCUUGUCGAAACUACCCCACGCAAUAUAAAUUAUCCUGUCUUCUCAAAAGGCGUUAUUCCCUUAGUCUAGAGGGCUUCGCGAAAAAACCUUCAAACCUUUUCUGCGUGAACAUAAAUGUUUACGAAUUCAUCACGAUUACCAGGAGACAUUAUACACAACACACCUGUUAAACGAUGUCAUGAAUUAUAAUACUGAACAAUUUACGUUUGCUUCACUUAAAUUGAAACGAAAUUGCAUGCUAUCUGCUUAUAAACACGAGGUACGGUGGGUAGACUUUAAAGCAAUUUAGGGAAAGUUGCGUAAUAUUAUACUAAACGUGUCGUUGGCGGAUGCAUAUAUGCCUAAUACGUUCCGUUUCGCAAAGGAAAUAACACGGCGAUUCAAAACCUAACCUCUAACAUAUCGGAAUGAAACUUGCAAAUUCAGUGGCAAAUUGGUAAAGAUUAGCCGGAGAAGGACUAAAUGACAGAAAUAUUGAUCACAUCUGCCUAUUCUCUAGGACAUUUAUUGAAUUAGAACACGGCCAAAGAACAAAAAAUUGGAUUAGUUGCGAAGACAUCUAAAGGAAAUAAUAAGCACAACAGUGCACUUAACAAGGCAAUCAAGCGACGCGAGAAUGGAAAAUGGAACACGCUCGCAAUUAUCCAUAAAAAAAUUGGAGGAAUUUCUUUCUCCUGUCUACAAUUAGGCGGAUUUCAUAGAAAAAUUGCGCAGUAUGUCAUCUGACCACCCAGUCAAAGCGACCUGAGCUCAGCACGUUGACAAUGAACCCGGAACACUAAUAAGCCUGCAAACGUUGCAAUUUGAAUGAAAGUGUUCUAAAGUCUCUCCUGCAAUCACCAAUGCGUAAUGACCGUUUUGAAUUAUUAAUAUAACCAGAAGCUGCUUCAAAUACGGACCGUUAUCCGGGUGCGUUAAGCAAUCUACUUAGAAAAAUGGGCGAAAUUGGCCAUUUCAUUAGAAAGGGAAUAUAGGUUUUGCAAGACGAUGAAUGCAUACAUUGGUGGAUUGGCGCUCACCGAUCGUUUCUACGGACCUCACUUGUUCCAUUGUGCUUUACUCGUUCUCUCUCUCGAGCCCGACUAGCAGCCGUACAGUGGCGCAUAAUACACGCAGAAUGGCAUUACCGACAGUCUCUCUCGUCCUUGUCGAUAAGAUCAUAACGUUUACAUUGUAAGAAGUCCAAACAUAGGACUUCGAAGCAACAGUGACACAAAGUCUUCUAGAGCAUAAUUUUUUGUCGUCUUCUUGAAAUGGCAUUGUAAGUGGUUUUGUCCUCUUCCCUCGUCUUAAUGUGCCCGCCUCGUCUCACAAUGCGAACUAGAAUAGUACCGCCAUUUGCAAAAGGUUUCUCGAGAAGUGACUGAUUAGGGAAUAGAAUUUAAUAAAAGUCGCAGAGAAUUUUUUGUGCUAAUUACGUUUCUUCUAUUUAAGAGUUACGAAAUAGAGAACGUUGUCUGUAAUUGCAGGGGUUCAUCGUUUUACAUAGCACACCAGAUCAUUUGAGUUUUGGACGGCUCCCAUACCGUCGCUCUUCAUGCCAUUAUGCUUAAUGUUUACUAGGCCGCAUCUCCCAGGCUUUCAGCUAGACCGGUCGUUUCUCACAUCUCAUCCUCUCUCAAGUGAGACAGCAAUAAAUAAAUCCUUCUUCGUGCAAUACUAAACUAUCCUUUGUGUCAGGUGUGGGAAAGUUGGCACGUGCUACUGGUGGCUGGCAUUUCACCGCUGUUUUAGGCAUUUUACAGGCAAAUGAAAGCGAACCCCUGUUUGGCUAACAACUUUUUUAAAACUAUCUUUAAUUAAAAAAUAGUUGCAUUCAUACAGGACUGGAUGGAUCCCGAAGCAAUAAAGGUCACGAUUAAACUACCACUUGCGAGGUCGAGCGAUGACGGCAAUGCUGGUAAAUUGUUGCUAUCUUAUAUUCCCUUAAUUUACAGUGAGUGACCGAUCACAUGAAAUGCUGGCCGAAAUUCUGAACUGUGUUUUCGAUUAGGAAGGGUUACUUAGGUUUGGUUGUAAUAUUGAUCAUCCUGCGGCGUAAUUUUGUAGAAUUUUAAACCCACCAGGAUGGCAGCUUAUGUAUGCAGUUCCCUUUCACCUACUGCUGAAACCAUAUUUGGGAAAAAUGACUGCUUAAGGAGCAUACACUUUUCCCAUUGAUUUUCGUUGGUCUUUUUACUUUUAAUAUAUUUUAUAGAACUCAUGCCCAAAAAUAUCCUUUUCGUUCAUUCAGUUGCUAGAAAAUCACAUUGUCUUUAAUGUUAUCCAUGAAGAAAUGUCACACAAAGGCUUUGAAAGUCUUCUUACGUCCGAAUAAACCAGAGCCUUUGCAUGAGCGUUUAACGAUCUUAGCCUGCAAGGCGCGCGCUUCCUGCGUAAAGAAAAUUAUAAAUCUCUCUUUUCCUUUAAGAACAAAUCAUAUAUAAUUUUUAAAAUUGUGCAAUGGAUGCGAACCAUUUUUGUACAUUUCAUGAGGAACUUUGGUAAGCAGACAUGUUUUAUGCUGUAUCCAUGGACAACGCACGGUCUUAACAAUCCCAUAAGAGACAUUUAUAAAAGCUUAGAGACAAUCUUUCUUGGGGUUGAAAUGCAAAGACAAUGCUGUUUACUACCAAACAAGUAAAAAGGCGCAUUUUGUCUGUAAAAUUAUUUGCAUUUGUGAGGCCAUCGAAGAUCAAUGUGAGAACUGUAUUCUGUUUAAGUAGUCAUUUUUUGUUGAAUGUCGUUUCUGUAGAGGGUGAAAAUGAGGUGUAAUCGAUAGCCUCUAUUCUAUCAAUUUUGAAAUAUUAUUGAAUUAUGCCGUAUUUUAGUUGAUAUUAAAAAUCCAUCUAAGUAAUUCUUCCUAAUCGGACACGCAUUUCAGAAUUUUGGCCAACAUUUCAUGAGGUUGACCACUCACUGUAAGUCAGCCUUAUCCCUUACAACCAUUCGGGGUCAAGAAGACCACUGUGCAGGGACUGCAGAGAUGAGUGCGCCAUAAACAUUUCCGCGUACAGCACGUCGUUUGUCCCGAGCGCCGUGACAUUCCCUGCAGCCAUAGAUUUGUAUUCUGUUAUGUUCAGGAAGGAACCAUGUAUUAUUGCAUUCACCAGAAAAAAAUCACAUCUCAUUUGAAGUCAUUUAAAAUGCCAUCGGUUUACUCGGUACUAAUUGAUUGUAAGACCCAGAAGUAGGUGGCAGCGACAAAAUUAUACUCUAAACCUACAGAAUGCACACUACACGUCAUUUCUGACGUUUAUCCAAACGACUGAUUUAAUCUCACAAUCACACUCUCGGACCAUUUAUUGGUCUGCAUUUCUGUAACAACACCGGACACCUAUGCUGAUCCUCCUUAUUCCGCCGCGCUUAAUGUUUACUAGACUGCAUCUCAAGGGCAUUCAGAUGCACCGGUCACUGUUCAUAUCUCACCCUCUAUCAAAUUAGUCGUUCAUGUUACGAUCAUUGCUUGUAAACUGAAAACAAGCCCGUUAGGGGAGGUGGUACUCUCUACCGGUGCCUGCCGACUCGCAGCUACUUUGCGCUUCUUACAAACGAGCGAUCAUCCAUGCAAUUAACGUAUGUCUUACCUUCUACACAUCCUCAUCAACACUUAGAGUUUUUGCGUUUAAAAACACCUUCAGCAUUUUUAUUUAUUGCAGUCAUCUUUAGUGCACUAACAGAGCAAUUUGCGUGGAUUCGUCCGUUGCGAAAAUCUGAGGCUGUCUGCAUACCUGACGAAGUUUCUCAUCUAAAUCCCCUUCAAAGUUCGACUAGAAAUAAAUUAUCACUAAUCAAAAUUCUGCAAUCUCUUAGCCUACUGUCACUUUGGAGGCGACAGUAAACACUAAGUACACUCAAGAAUAAAGUGAAGUUUGCAAAUAUUGUCUGAUACUGAAGGUCACGCAACCAUCGUGGCUAGCAACCCGAUGCUGACUUUGUCGUCUGCAGGCCUCCCAACUACGUCCGUCAGACACAUCUUUACUUCAAUCUACCCAAGACGCAGUUAGGUCCACAGUGGCGUAAUUGCGCAGUUCUCUACAUCCAGCCCCGAGGAACUAGCACAUAAAUCAGGACAAAAUGUGUAGACGGUUUGGUACAAAACGCAAAUAAAUACUCGUUAUAAUUUCAAACUGAAGCGAAAAUCUCAUUCUCUUAGAUAUUUUUUCUCAAGCACUUAGGCUUUCAAUGUAUCCGCAAAGAAAAUAUUUUUAAAAGAUGAAAGGUGAAUUGAGUGACGUCGCAUUACUCUUAAAAAUGGAGCAACCUCAAAAGCAAACUGUGCAUAUGCAUACUGGUCAUCCAGCUAUUCUCUUCUAGGCUAUCUGCGAUGUGCAUUAUGCAGUGCGUACUCUGUGCGCGAUUUCGUAAUCACAACCAGGGUUAUUGGGCUCUCGAAUUAUUAUUCACCAGCAUAUGAACUUAACAUUUCAGAUAUUUUAUUUGGAACAAAAAUGUAAUUUAUAAACUCACCUUUUGCUGCUAAAAUGCUACUGCGACGAAAUUCAGCCCGCCUGGUAUUCGGCAAACAACCGGCCUUCAUAUGGUGACUCUCUGACGGAAACAGUACUGUUGUUUUCGGUUGCUCGACAAAUGAGUAUACUCAUGAUUAUCUGAAUGUAAAAUGAAGAUUUCGGUGCCAGAGGUUCAGUGCGUGACAACAAGGGCAUCCUCUAUUUGCAGCCCCGCUCGUUUACCAUCUCAUUUUCCUCAGACAUCCCCUACGGGACCAUUUCCCUCUUGAAAGGAAUUUCUUUGACGUAUUUUUCCAUGAACUAUCUGACAGUGGCAUUGCAUUUAGUUCCGUUUGGCAGAAACUGCAUGCCGAUUUUCAAUAAAAACGGUUCCAAAAGUUUAUUUGUGUUACUAUUCGCGAUGACACUUGGGCAUAGAUGUGCCGACGUUUUGUAUAAGUCUCAGGACGUCCCACACACACUCUCUAGAUUAUGUACGUCACCAUAAAGUCUGAUUAGUCAUCCUAUCCAGUUUAAAGUCCGAAUGACAUUAUUUCAGUCAGCUGUGCAGAAAAAUGCAUUUUCACAUCGACUGCGUUAUUUCGUAGAUGAAUAGCAUGUGAUCGAUGUGUUAUUUAUUGGAGUAUAAAUUGCAUGGUUUGCUUGCAAUAUUCACGUGGAAACUGAGCCUGUUUCUCGCAGGAAGCAGCUUUAAUGCGCCUUCCAUGACUUUAAUAACUUUAUCUUGUCCCACCUUACUUCUUUCCCAAGAUGUUGACAGGUAUUUCAAAUUUUAAAUGGUUGCGCUUUUUACCAGGCAUGUAAAAUCCGAGGCACUGUAAGGCUGAAAUUUAAAUUUACUUACGUAGUCACCUUGACCCGGCGCUAGACGAGUUAGCUUAGAAAGCGGAAAUUCGAACCGUAAACGCACUCUCUCAGCAGACAGAGUAGGUAAACUCGGCUUUCAAGCUUCUUUUAUAAUAGUUACAGCAAAAUGUGAGUCCUUAAGUUUUCAAAACUUUAAUAAACAAAAGACAAUGGAAAAUGCCCAGAAUAUGCACAGUAAUGUAUACCAAACGGUACAUAGGCCGAAGAGGGAAAAGUAAAAAUCAUUCAAAAUGCUAAAUGGGGUUAAAACAACGCCUGAUGAUUAAAGGUCCUCUUUAAUGAAACAAAUUGCUAAACCGUAUCCUUUCCUACAUUACGCUAUGCUCUUAGCCUCCAAAUUGCACACCGAAUUUGAGUACUACGUGUCAGCACCAUUCUCUGAAAUCCCGGUGCUUUUUUGACCUAACUUUAUUUGGCAGCAACCAAUUUUCAAUCCAUCCUUUUGAAGUUUGCGAUUGCACUAAAGUCGUUUUUGCUAUUCCCCCUCCCUCCCGCCCCUUAAACGAACUUUUACAGCCAUAUCUCUACUGAUUUCUCUGGCCACCUGGGGCGAUAUUGCCACACACACGCCCUCCAGUGUGCUUCGUCGUCGGCGUACCAACCAACUCUUAAAGUACCUUGAAAUCCUCCAGCGUGAAGUCUAUGAGAACCGAACCGCUCUGGUAUCGUUUUUGCGACAGCAGUUGAAAGUCCAAAGGGGGACAGUGCAAUCCGAUGGCGGGGACCUGCCUAAACUGUCUGCGCAUCUCCAACUUAGCUGGCCUUUCUGGGUGGCUGUUGUGGCCGAAUUUCUCCUCUCCAUUGCCAUUCUCCUCUUUCUAAUGCGCCGGGACUGCAAGGUUCCCCAGACUGCCUCGGCCUGA